Molecule: messenger RNA, 1515 nt
Organism: Cladophialophora yegresii CBS 114405
Lineage: Eukaryota; Fungi; Ascomycota; Eurotiomycetes; Chaetothyriales; Herpotrichiellaceae
Exons: 3
Coding region: 1-1515 (504 amino acids)
Molecular function (GO): hydrolase activity, acting on carbon-nitrogen (but not peptide) bonds
Source: RefSeq, a predicted model, not a curated record
AUGGCUGACAACGCAGAGACCAUUCUCCUCCAGGGAGGUACAAUCCUCCAGCACGGGCCGGACGACAAAGUCCAUGUGCUCCAAGACACGGACCUUCUGAUUGAAGGAGACCUUAUCAGCAAAAUCGGGAAAGACUUGGAGGCGAGUCCUCAUGCCAAAGUGAUAGGCUGUCGCCACAAAAUAGUCUCCCCGGGCUUCGUCGACACGCAUCACCACGUCUGGCAGACACAGUUGAAGGGGAGACACACGGACGACACCCUGCUCGACUAUACCGCGAAAGGAAACUGGCAGCCGUUCAACUACACGGCCACUGAUGUCUUCUGGGGCGAGCUGGGAGGUUUACUCGAGGCCAUCGAUGGCGGCACAACAUGUAUUGUCGACCACGCCCACAUGGCAUACUCGGCGAGCCAUGGCCUUGCCGGGUUGGCCGCUACGCUCACUGCCGGGAUACGGUCCGUCUACUGCUUGAGCUUGACACCUCGACUCGACAGGUGGGAUACUCAAAUCGUAGCCAACGGUCAGCUGGAGCCGGACUGGUUCUUCCCGCUACUGAGCGACCUCGAGAAGCAGUGUCGGCAAACUCGCAGGAAGGUGGCCAUCGGGUUUGGCUUCGAUUCAUAUACGUUGCCGUCCGAGGACGUGAUUCGCAUCUUCGACAGCGCGCGAAAGGCCGGGGCCAAGGUGAUCACGUCGCAUUGGCGAAGGAACAACAUAGCAGGAAUGGGACUGUCGGUGCCCAAAGCACUUGAACAAUAUGGGCUUCUCAAGCCUGACAUCAUCCUCUCUCACGCGACCGGGUCGACCGAAGAAGAAUUGCAGAUCUUGCAGAAGUCCGGAGCCUUUGUCUCUACGACGCCUGGGACGGAAUCUCAAAUGGCUCACGGAGAAGUCAUCGGUUUCCGAAAGGACGUUCGAGCCUCCAUCGGCGCCGACUGCCAUUCCAACAAUCCAGCAAGCCUGCUUCACGCCAUGCAAGUCGGUCUUGCAGUAGCGAGAUCGCAUCGCAAUUCCAGGAUCUUGGCCGACGGCGAAUUUCCAAAGCGAAUCGAGCCUACGACGGAGCAUGCUUUCAACCUGGCAACAAUGCUAGGAGCACGAGCCGCAGGUCUUUCCGACAAGACCGGCAGCUUGGUCGAGGGCAAGGCGGCGGAUAUCAUCGUUAUUGACGGCAACACACCUGCCAUGUGUUGCGCUUAUGAGCAUGACCCUGUCGCAGCGGUAGUUAGACACGCUGGCGUCCAGGAGAUCGACACUGUUAUUGUUGGAGGCAAGCUCCUCAAGGAGAAGGGCCGUCUGGUUGAUGUCUCCUUCCGUGGUCCCGAAAUCUGGGAUGGUAGUGAGGAUGUCAUCGCUACGUUUGGCCGUGGAAGCAUCCCGUGGGCCACAGUUGCAGAACAGCUGAGGUAUACGAGGCUGCAAAUACAACGGAGAAUAGAUUCUUGUGACAUGGAUGUGGCAAAGGCAGAGAUACUCAAGCUCUGGGGCUCACAGGCAAGUGUAAACUUGCUAGUCUGA